Momordica charantia (bitter melon) is the source of this 1881-nucleotide messenger RNA. RefSeq names its product Dihydrolipoamide succinyltransferase. Gene Ontology annotation, cellular component: mitochondrion; oxoglutarate dehydrogenase complex. NCBI's taxonomy places the organism in Eukaryota, Viridiplantae, Streptophyta, Magnoliopsida, Cucurbitales, Cucurbitaceae. Gene Ontology annotation, biological process: tricarboxylic acid cycle. The record is from RefSeq and is a predicted model, not a curated record. Gene Ontology annotation, molecular function: dihydrolipoyllysine-residue succinyltransferase activity.
GGAAACAAAUCGAAACGUGCUCGAACAUUCCUUUUUCUUCCCUCCUCCUCCUCUCGCUGUCUCUCUUUGAAACCCUUCCGCGUUGAUCCCCCCGAGUUCCUCCGGUCUCUGUCGCUCCGAAGCUGAGAAAAUGAUUUUUGGGGUCGUGAGGCGACGAGUUGCGUCUGGAGGCUCUAAUCUUUUUUCUGCGCAUUUGCGGGAUGUCAGACCUUCCGUUUCUGCAGGAAGAGUUCGUUCCAUUGCUGUGAAAGAGAUUUUGCACCAGUGUAGAAGCUUUGGGCAUGUAAGAAAUUUCUCUCACCUACUUUCACCUGGUGGCUUUGCUAGUCCGCAAUCUCUAAGGCUAGCUUUUGCAAGUAUGCAGCAAAGACCUAUGAUGGAAAUGAAUGGCCGGAACUUCUCUUCAGAUAAUGGGGAUCUGCUUGAUGUUGUCGUACCUCCAUUGGCUGAAUCUAUCACUGAUGGAACUCUGGCAAAAUUCCUGAAGAAUCCCGGUGAUAGAGUAGAACUGGAUGAAGCAAUUGCUCAGAUUGAAACAGAUAAGGUUACAAUUGAUGUCACUAGUCCUGGAGCUGGUGUCAUCCAGAAGUUUGUUGCCAAGGAAGGAGAUACAGUUGAACCAGGUACCAAGGUUGCUGUUAUUUCAAAAUCUGCUGAAGGUGUAACUCAUGUUGCUCCUUCUGAGAAGACAUCAGAGCAAGCUGCUUCUCAGACAGCUCCAGCUGAAAAAAUAGAAAAGGAGAAAGAAAAGCCUAAAGUUGAAACUCCUGUUAGUGAGAAGCCUAAAGCACCAUCUCCACCACCUCCUAAACGCUCAGCUACAGAACCCCAACUUCCUCCCAAGGAUAGGGAAAGACGAGUUCCAAUGACAAGGCUUCGGAAGCGAGUUGCUACACGUUUGAAAGAUUCUCAGAACACAUUUGCCAUGUUGACGACCUUCAAUGAAGUUGACAUGACAAAUUUGAUGAAGCUUCGUUCUGAAUACAAGGAUGCUUUUGUGGAAAAGCAUGGAGUCAAGUUGGGUCUUAUGUCUGGAUUUAUUAAAGCUGCUGUCAGUGGGCUUCAGAAUCAACCUAUUAUUAAUGCUGUGAUUGAUGGGGAUGAUAUCAUCUACCGAGAUUAUAUAGACAUCAGUAUAGCUGUCGGCACUCCUAAGGGUCUUGUUGUGCCAGUUAUUAGAAAUGCCGAUAAGAUGAAUUUUGCUGAGAUAGAGAAGGAGAUUAACACCCUUGCAAAGAAGGCAAAUGAUGGCACUAUAUCAAUUGACGAGAUGGCUGGAGGUUCAUUUACAGUAUCCAACGGUGGUGUUUAUGGAAGCCUUUUGAGUACCCCCAUUAUUAAUCCCCCACAGUCGGCAAUCUUGGGAAUGCAUUCUAUAGUCUCCCGUCCCAUGGUGGUUGGAGGCAAUGUCGUCCCAAGGCCAAUGAUGUACAUCGCUUUAACGUACGACCACAGACUCAUUGAUGGGAGAGAGGCAGUCUUCUUUUUGCGCCGCAUCAAGGACAUUGUCGAAGACCCACGGAGACUUCUCCUUGACAUAUAAAGUCUCCGAAACCAUAGCUGUCACGAAGAAGUCUUCAGCAUGUGGUGUUUCCAAAGGGUAAAACUCCAAAACCUUUAAACCAUUUGAGAAAUAAAUACGUUUUCCUCAGAUUUCAAGUUUUGUAGCAUUUUCCAUGCUUGUGCUCCCAUAAGUUGUUAUUGCGGCCUGUCAUAAUUGAUACUGAUAUGAGAGAUUUCGUUGGAAAGCAUGUUUUUAAAAGCGAUUUUCCAUGAAUUGUGCUGUGGGAACUUCCACGUCAAUAUUGUCGAAUUGUUUUGAUAAUGGAGUUAUUUAUGGGAUUUACUACCCAAUAUGGCAAUAGUUUCAAGUUACAAGUC